This is a messenger RNA of Dicentrarchus labrax (European seabass), 5708 nucleotides long. Its product is annotated as NACHT, LRR and PYD domains-containing protein 3. The record is from RefSeq and is a predicted model, not a curated record. The coding region runs from base 921 to 4244 and encodes 1107 amino acids. The transcript is spliced from 9 exons. Gene Ontology annotation, molecular function: protein binding. Lineage: Eukaryota; Metazoa; Chordata; Actinopteri; Moronidae.
UUACAGGAAGUUAAAUCAACCUCUACUCACAUUGAAGCCCCGCCUCCUGCUCAGACCCUCCGUUGGGUUCCAACAGGUGAGCAGACGUCAGACAGACUGAGAGCUUCAGAGAGUCAGUGAUUCCUGCAGAGGAGCACAAAGGUAAUCGGCUGAUUGACUGUCUAAAAGAGAGAACUGGUCACCGCUGGAGUGAAGUGGGAGAUUCAUCGGACCCCACAGGGCGAGCUCAUGUCCCCCACAAAAUGUAAUACAGUCAACAAUCCAUGAUAGUGAAUGCCUGUUUUUCCUUACCAGCUCAUUGUGUCUCUGUACAGGAUGCAGUGACUCUCAUUAAGCCGACAGGGGAUGUUCACUUUACCCAGCAAUGACAACUUUACACUAUUUCCAAUGUGGCUCAUGCUGCAUUCCUAAUUUUGUCGGAUAAAUGUUUCAAAUCCACAAUUCCUUGUUGGGUCCAAGCCGUGUCUCCUCCAAAAAGCAAACAUGGGAAACAGAAAAGUGAAUUCCUAGCUACACUUGCUGUUAGCCAGUCCGUUAGCUGAAACCACGUAACACAAAAUUACGUCAUUACGUUUGUCCUUUUGUGUUAUUUGAACAUCGUUUGGAUGAUGUGUUCCAAUCUCUGUACUUCCAAUUUUUCCUCCAAAGACUUCAAAGAAAAUUGAUUAGAAAGUAAAUAAUCCACCUUGUUCAUGUUCAUGCUAACAACAACAGUACAGCAACAACAGUAGCAACAACUACACUAAUAGUAGUGACUGAUGAUGAUGAACAUGAAGAAGAUGAUGAUGAUGACGAUGACAACAACGAUGGGGGACAAUGAGCAGUGACAAUAGUAAUAAUAGUAUCUGUUGUAAUAAUAAUAGAAACAAUAAUAAUAACAAUAACAUCAGUGAUAUUAGCAAUGGCAGUCAAGCAGGACCAUGGCAGGAGGCUCCACCAGGAUCGAUAAGAACCUGCGAGGCGAGAAAGCACAAGAACUCCGGGGAAGAAGUGAACAGGAAUAUAAGAUGUCUACACCGACACGUGAAGAGCAGCUCCUGAGAGCACUGAAGGAUCUAGGAGAUGAUGAGCUAAAAGAGUUCAAGUGGUACCUGCAAAAGUCGGAGGUCCUGGAACGCUUCCCAAUAAUCCCAAGGAGCCGUCUAGAUAAAGCAGACCGGCCAGAUACAGUUGAUCAGAUGCUACAGACCUACUGUGAGAACACUCUGGAAGUGACCAAAAAGGUUUUAAGGAAGCUAGACAGGAAUGAUCUAGUGCGGAUUUUAUCAGACCCAAACUCAGAACCAGUAACAGAGGAAUUUGCUGAGUGCCAGAAAAAUCUAAAAUCCAACCUGAUGAAAAAGUUUGAGAGUUCAUCUGAGAACCUUAAAAAAAGAGGAAAAUCUAAAGUUCAAGAUGAUAUCUACACAGAAAUCUACCUGACAAUAGAAGACAGUACAGAGGUCAACAUGGUACAUGAGAUCAUACAAAUUGAAACAGCAUCCAGGAAACCAGUCAGAACAGACAAAAUGAUGAGAUAUGAAGACAUCUUUAAAGCUUCACCUGGAAGAGAUGAACCAAUCAGAACAGUGAUGACAAAGGGAGUGGCUGGCAUUGGGAAAACAGUCUUAACACAGAAGUUCACUCUGGACUGGGCUGAAGACAAAGCCAACCAGGACAUACAGUUCAUAUUUCCAUUCACUUUCAGAGAGCUGAAUGUGCUGAAAGAGAAAAAGUACAGCUUGGUGGAACUUGUUCAUCUCUUCUUUACUGAAACCAAAGAAGCAGGAAUCUGCAGGUUUGAAGAGUUCCAGGUUGUGUUCAUCUUUGACGGUCUGGAUGAGUGUCGACUUCCUCUGGACUUCCACAACACUGAGAUCCUGACUGAUGUUACAGAGUCCACCUCAGUGGAUGUGCUGCUGACAAACCUCAUUAGGGGGAAACUGCUUCCCUCUGCUCGCCUCUGGAUAACCACACGACCUGCAGCAGCCAAUCAGAUCCCUCCUGAGUGUGUUGAAAAGCUGACAGAAGUCAGAGGGUUCACUGAUCCUCAAAAACUGGACUAUUUUCAAAAGAAAUGCAAAGAUGAGAAGCUUGUCGGCAGAAUCAUCUCCAACAUCAAGACAUCACAAAGCCUCCACAUCAUGUGCCACAUCCCAGUCUUCUGCUGGAUCACUGCUACAGUUUUGGAGGAUGUGUUCAAAACCAGAGAAGGAGGAGAGCUGCCCAAGACCCUGACUGAGAUGUACAUCCACUUCCUGUUUGUGCAGUCCAAACUGAAGAACAUCAAGUAUAACAAAGGAGCUGAGACAGAGCCACAGUGGAAUCCAGCAAACAAGGAGAUGAUUCAGUCACUGGGAAAACUGGCUUUUGAGCAGCUGCAGAAAGGCAACCUCAUCUUCUAUGAAUCAGACCUGACAGAGUGUGGCAUCAAUAUCAGAGCUGCCUCAGUGUACUCAGGAGUGUUCACACAGAUCUUUAAAGAGGAGAGAGGACUGUACCAGGACAAGGUCUUCUGCUUCGUCCAUCUGAGUGUUCAGGAGUUUCUGGCUGCUCUUUAUGUCCAUCUGACAUUCAUCAACUCUGGAGUCAAUCUGCUGGCAGAAGAACAAACAACAUCAUGGAUGUCUAAACUAUCGCGGCGGAAAUCAAAUCUCUACCAGAGUGCUGUGGACAAGGCCUUACAGAGUCGAACUGGACACCUGGACUUGUUCCUCCGCUUCCUCCUGGGUCUUUCACUGGAGACCAAUCAGACUCUCCUACGAGGUCUGCUGACACAGACAGGAAGUAGCUCACAGAUCAAUCAGGAAACAGUCCAGUACAUCAAGAAGAAAAUGAGCGAGAAUCUGUCUCCAGAGAGCACCAUCAAUCUGUUCCACUGUCUGAAUGAACUGAAUGAUCGUUCUCUAGUGGAGGAGAUCCAACAGUCCCUGAGUUCAGGACGUCUCUCCACAGAUAAUCUCUCUCCUGCUCAGUGGUCAGCUCUGGCCUUCAUCUUACUGUCAUCAGAAGAAGAUCUAGACGUGUUUGACCUGAAGAAAUACUCUGCUUCAGAGGAGUCUCUUCUGAGACUGCUGCUAGUGGUCAAAGCCUCCAACAAAGCUGUGCUGAGCUUCUGUAACCUCUCAGAGAGAACCUGUAAAGUUCUGUCUUCAGUUCUCAGUUCCCAAUCCUCUAGUCUGAGAGAGCUGGACCUGAGUAACAAUGACUUGCAGGAUUCAGGAGUAAAGCUGCUUUCUGCUGGACUUGAGAAUCCACACUGUACUCUGGAACAUCUCAGGCUGAGCGGCUGUAACUUGUCAUGGAGAAGCUGUGAAACUCUGUCUUCAGUUCUCAGCUGCAAGACCUCCAGUCUCAGACAGCUGGAUGUGAGUAACAAUGAACUGCAGGAUUCAGGAGUUCAGCUUCUAUCUGCUGGACUGGAAAGUCUACAGUGUACACUGGAAACUCUCAGUCUGUCAGGUUGUCUGAUCACAGAGGAAGGCUGUGCUUCUCUGGCCUCAGCUCUGAGCUCCAACCCCUCCCAUCUGAGAGAGCUGGACCUGACCUACAACCAUCCAGGAGACUCAGGAGUGGCUCUACUGUCUGCUGGAGUGGAGGAUCCACACUGGAGACUGGAGACACUUAAGGUGGACCAUGGUGGAGAGCAGAGGUUAAAACCUGGUCUGAGGAAGUUUGCUUGUGAAUUGGAGAUGGAUGCAAACACUGCACACAGAAACCUGAAACUCUCCGACAACAACAGGAAGGUCAAGGUGGUAAGAGAGGAGCAGCCAUAUCCUGAUCAUCCAGAGAGGUUUGACUGCUGCUGCUGGCAGCUGCUGUGCAGAAGUGGUCUGACUGGGCGCUGUUACUGGGAGGUGGAGAGGGAAGGAAGUGUGGUCAUAGCAGUGACUUACAAAAGAAUCAGCAGGAGGGGGAAGAGUGCAGACUGCAGGCUCGGCUGGAAUGAUCAGUGCUGGAGUCUGAUCUGCACUGAGGAGGAUUAUUCUUUCUGGCACAACAAGAGAGUCGUCACUAUCCCUUUCUCAAAGUUCUCCUCCCCCUACUCCUCCUCCUACUCCCCCUCUUUCUCUUCCUCCUCUGGUAGAGUAGCAGUGUAUGUGGACUGUCCUGCUGGCACUCUGUCCUUUUACAGAGUCUCCUCUGACACACUGAUCCACCUCCACACCUUCUACACCACAUUCACUGAACCUGUCUACCCUGCCUUCGGGUUUGGGUUUGGGUGCUGGUCUUAUGACGCCUCAGUGUCUCUAUGUAACCUGUAGGAGUCUCCACACACACUCACUGCAGACUGAAAAUGCCGCUCACACACACAUCAAACUUUUAAAUUAAAUAUGACUGCAGACGGUCCAGUUAGCAACAAUAAAUACGUAACAUCCAGUUAGACUUAAAUAAAGCUUGCAUGGUUAUUGUUGUACAUUUUGGUUAGGUUUAGGAAAAGAUUGUAAGUUACAUCACAUAUCCAAUGUAACUUAAGUAUGUUCACAAAAGUCAACCAACUGAAACAGAAGCCUCCUGAGUCUGAGCCAUCCACCACUUCCAUAUGUGGUCUUUCUGUAGGGUCGGCUGUAUCUUGGAGGUAGAGCGUGUUAUCCACUAAUCAGAAUCAUGAAUGUUAGUUUCUGUUGUCGUAGGCUGUAGUGUAAAAGCGAUUUGAGUGGUCGGAAGACUAGAAGGGAAACUAUCCAAGUACAGUACAUUUUACCAUUUCUCGCUCAUUAAACCAGGUUACCUGACUUUGACGGCGGGUGUGUCCAUGAACCAUAAGCAAGAAGUAGAGUGUACCUUUAUAACAAUAUACAUCAUCACAUACACCGAUCAGCAGUAACACUGUGAGCACUGGACUCCCUGACUGGUCCCAAACCAACAGACUGCUCUGCACUGUGUGUUCUGACCACUUUUGAUAGGUACUGACAGACCGGGAACCUCCCACAAGAGCUGCAGGUUUGGAGAUGUUCUGACCGAGUCGUCCAUCACAAUGUGGUUCUUGUCAAAGUGGAUCAGAUCCUCACGCUGCCCAUUUUUUUCUGCUUCUAACACAUCAACUCUGUUCACUGUCUGCCUGAUAUUGUAAAGUUAGUAUGUGCUUUUACUGAUGGUUGUCAGACUGUGAGAACUGAGUGGAGCAGCAUUCUGUUAAAACAGAUAUUUCUUUUUAUAUUUUUUAUUAUUUUUAACUGUAUCUCUGAGUAAAAACUGCUCCAGGUCACAAAGAUUUUACACAUUAUUAAUCAAAGUUUUUGUUGUUGUGUUUGCUCAUUAUUAAUUGAUUAUUGUAGGUAGGACACAUGAAACCCUCUGCUGUCUCCAUCUGGACUAAGUCAUAAAUAAUCCUCAGAGUUUCAGUAUGAACUUAUUUGUUAUAAUGUUAGUUAACAGACAAUAAUAUUCCUGUUUUAAUCUAGUGGGGCAGAAAUUCAAAUGGUUUAAAUGUGAUAGUGUUUUUUUUAUAAGAUUGGGUUAAAUUCAUAUUUUAUUUUGUGUGUGUUUUUAUAUAUUGACACAAAUAUCAGGAUAUGUAAUCUGCACUAAAGAUUAAUGGCUCUGCAUGUUUGAUGGUCAGAACUGCUGGUGGAGCACUUCCAUCUUUUAUCUGUUUCAUUUAUCAUGUUUGUACUGGGUUUGUCUGUUGUCUGAGCUGUUUGUUGUUUUUAUAUUUUUGUUAAGAGGAAUGUAUUUUACUGCAAACCAAAUCUACCUACAGGUACAAAUAAAAUAACCAAACAAAA